This is a messenger RNA of Salvelinus namaycush (lake trout), 3330 nucleotides long. Its product is annotated as 14-3-3 protein gamma-1. Bases 114 to 857 code for a protein of 247 amino acids. Gene Ontology annotation, biological process: signal transduction. NCBI's taxonomy places the organism in Eukaryota, Metazoa, Chordata, Actinopteri, Salmoniformes, Salmonidae. The record is from RefSeq and is a predicted model, not a curated record. Gene Ontology annotation, cellular component: cytoplasm. The transcript is spliced from 2 exons. Gene Ontology annotation, molecular function: protein kinase C binding.
GGAGCAGCUGCAGCAAGAGGACCUCUGGUAACAUUCACUGCAUUGCUGAGAGUGACAUAUUACCAUUUCAACUUUAACAAUUCUAGAAUAACAUUGUAUUAACGACAGCUAAAAUGGUUGAUCGCGAGCAACUGGUGCAGAAAGCCAGGCUGGCCGAACAGGCUGAAAGAUAUGAUGAUAUGGCAGCAGCCAUGAAAUCGGUGACAGAGUUGAACGAGGCCUUGUCCAAUGAGGAGAGGAAUCUGCUCUCUGUGGCCUAUAAGAAUGUGGUAGGGGCGCGGCGCUCAUCCUGGCGUGUCAUCUCCAGCAUCGAGCAGAAGACCUCAGCAGACGGCAACGAGAAAAAGAUCGAGAUGGUGCGUGCGUACCGCGAGAAAAUCGAGAAGGAGCUGGAGACCGUGUGCCAGGACGUGCUGAACCUCCUGGACAACUUCCUGAUCAAGAACUGCAACGAGACGCAGCACGAGAGCAAGGUGUUUUACCUGAAGAUGAAGGGCGACUACUACCGCUACCUGGCCGAGGUGGCCACGGGCGAGAAGAGGGCCGGCGUGGUGGAGUCCUCUGAGAAGUCCUACAGCGAGGCCCAUGAGAUCAGCAAGGAGCACAUGCAGCCCACCCACCCUAUCCGCCUGGGUCUGGCCCUCAACUACUCCGUGUUCUACUAUGAGAUCCAGAAUGCACCUGAGCAGGCCUGCCACUUGGCCAAGACCGCCUUCGAUGACGCCAUCGCUGAGCUGGACACCCUGAACGAAGACUCCUACAAAGACUCUACCCUCAUCAUGCAGCUGCUACGAGACAACUUGACACUCUGGACCAGCGACCAGCAGGAUGACGAGGGUGGUGAGACCAACAACUAGAGAGUCCCUAAAGAGACCCCUGUGUCCUGUUUCAGCCAAUACACACAACACCCCGCUCCCUCACAAAUCACAACAAAAUAUGAAACCAGAUCUUAGAAAUAAAUGAUUUGGCUGGUGGAACUUUGGCAACCACUUUUGCCGUUGAUGAUACUACCGCAGCUGCAGUUCUUAAUUUUUACACAAAUUUAAAAAGUUAAGAAAAAAUUGAAAGAGGAGUAGGAGGGGAGAUGAUUUUAGUUUUUAAUAUAGUUAAAAAAUAAAUAGUUGAACCCCUUCCUUCUUGAUUACCUCUGCGACAUUUGCCAAACCACUUAAGAGGAAGAAGUUCUGUGUCUCAAACAGUCAGUCAGGAAGUAGAGUCUGGCUAUUGGGUUAGAAAUGACACCAUCACACUGGCAUAAAGACUGUUCUUACGGCACUAAAAUGAAAUGGAGCUUCUUAUUUAACUGAUGUGGUGAGGGAGGAGGAGCAUUCAAAAUCGUAAGGGGAGAUAGAAGCUUGUGCAAAAAAAAAAAAACUUGAAUGUCAUCGCCUCGCAAAAAGAAAGAGUUGCAAAUAGGUUCCAGAGAGGGAGAAAUAGGUAUCGUACCUCUAGCUAACCACUUCAGACUUACCAACAUGGAAUCUAAAAGGUGUGCAUCACCCUGUAAUGGUAAUCGUUGUGUGAAAGCAGGUAUCCUCUGUGAUUAUUGAACAUACAUAACCAAUGUUUUGUUCCCAUGAUGUCAGGAAUGUGUUUGUACUCAGUCACAAACUAUAUUACUGUAACUAAAGUAGUAAAUACACAGCCAGUACAGCCCUCUAAUGCGCUGAUAUGCUAUACAUACAUAAACAUUUUCAAGCAUCUGGUUAUUAUUAUUAUUACUCUCCCCUUACCUAGGUUGUCAAGGGUGCCAUAUUAAUAGAAUAUCAAACUAUGCUAAUACAAAGAAAAUCACUAAAACAACAAACACAAUUAUCUUGCAGAGGAGAUCAUUUGAUAUUGUAAGACAACAGAAUAUUUUGUCCUAAAUUACGGUAUAUUCAUAUUUACAACAAUCUUGGAUUAUGAAAUGGAUCCAUCUUGGAUCCAAUCUUGGAUCCAUGACACCGAGUUGACUGGAACCACACUCCACCACUCAGUGGACAAAAUACACAUUACCUGGGCUAUAUGGACACGCCUGGUGCCCAAAAUUGAUGACGUAUGUCACACAGCUAUGAGUGGAGACGAAUGGAUUCGGUACUGACAGUCAGUUCAGUCAGCCGUCCUGAUGAGCCCUUCCCAGCUAGCUAGUUUAUGCUGGCUAGCUGGCAACAACAGCAGCAUGGCACUAGUUAUAACUUGUAAAAGAAAGUGCUUUUUAUUUCCACGGACAAAAUAACUUGUAGUAUUGAUCGCCAUCUGGAUGUCACCGUGACAUGCCAAUUAGCUAACGUAACGACACGCUGGUGUGAAUGACCAGUGCAACAGUGUUGUAUCGAGGUACUUCCCAGUUCCCACUGUUGCUUCCCGCUGGCCAGAAGUUGUUUCACCGGGCAGCUGUAACACAUUUUCGCUGGCAGUAGCUAUUUGUUCCAUCCCACUUCAUUAUAUUUAGAGUAGGAUAGCACCUAACACGAGAAAUAACUUAUUGGUAGUAUAGUAACCAUCUGGAUGUCACCGCGAUACAGUCUUCUGCUCAAUGGGGAGAGUUUGCACUGCAAGCCGGCAACACAACAACAUGGGGCACAGUGUGUCCUUCACCCCACUUGCUGAGCACUGCUGCCCUGCUGUAAGGAGAGGAAAGUAGCUAGAUAGUUUAGCCAAUAUCAGGCCGGGUGACAGCUAAAGCACAGUUAUUGUAAUGAUUUUCACCAAAAGUACAUUUUUUGUUGUUGAAAAAAGAACAAUUAUUUCCUGUUAAAAACAGAAUGAUUCUGAACACUCCCAAGUCCCAGCUUCGGCAGACAAGUUAAAAAUUCUGGUUGAAGUUUCUAGCCACAAGCAUAAACUAGCUAGCUGGGAAAAGCUCAUUAGGACGCCUGACUGAAAUGACUGGACCGAAUCCGUUUGUUCCCACUCAACUCUCGCUGCGUGACAGUUUUGGGCACAAGGAAUGUGUGUAUAGCCUCUCCCAAUCUAAAAGCAUAUUUGAGGUUUGUGGAUUUUCUUUUUGUGUUCACUUUUUUAAUUGUGAAGAAAUGCACUUGCCUAUUAAACUGUUUCUUCAGUGUAAGAUGAUAACUGCUCUAAUAUUCUCGAUAAUAUAAUAUUGUGCAUGCUGGUGAUGUAUUUAUAUACAGUAGCUUGACUUUAUUAUUAUUAACUUAUAAUGUGGAUGUUACGUAUUCAUAUGAACAUGAAAUGACUAGACUUCAAUCUGAUUUAUUUUCUAUUUAUACUUUAUAUUGGAUUGUUGACAUUUUAUUUGAAUCUGUGUUUCCCUUACUCCAUUUGCUGAAAGUACGCUAUGCCAAAACAAUGAUUGUUAACAAUAAAUUGAUCUGUAACGGA